Molecule: messenger RNA, 3034 nt
Organism: Stomoxys calcitrans (stable fly)
Lineage: Eukaryota; Metazoa; Arthropoda; Insecta; Diptera; Muscidae
Gene: Nadsyn
Product: glutamine-dependent NAD(+) synthetase
Exons: 7
Coding region: 361-2763 (800 amino acids)
Biological process (GO): NAD+ biosynthetic process
Cellular component (GO): cytoplasm
Molecular function (GO): ATP binding; glutaminase activity; NAD+ synthase (glutamine-hydrolyzing) activity
Source: RefSeq, a predicted model, not a curated record
UAAACAUUUCUUAAGUAUACUCGCAAUACCAACGGGGAUUUCUUUUUAUUCUGGCUUGCACUAAGGACUAAGAAAAAGGAGAGUUAGAAGCAUUGACUUGUUGCGUGCAUAUUUUUUUCUCUAAGGAUUUGAAUUGUUUUCAAAUUUAACUUUCUGUCUGGCAUGGUAAUUGAUAUCCUUCUCACCAUCGCCCGAAACGCCACAAAAGGACAUUUGCCUUAGUUCAUAUCAUCAUAUCGAAAGAAAAAAAGAGGCUACAACAUUAGACAACUGCUGCGACCAAUACAUUGACAAUAACCAUUUUGUGGAAAUUUUUGUGGAUUUUUGUUAUCAUAUCAUCUCGAGACAUUCACCCUCACCAUGGGUCGUAAAAUUACAGUAGCCGUUUCAACCUUAAACCAAUGGGCCUUAGAUUUUGAAGGUAAUUUGGCACGUAUCCUGCAAUCAAUUAUGGAAGCCAAAGAUAUGGGGGCAUCAUAUCGCACCGGUCCUGAACUGGAAGUAAGUGGUUACAGUUGUGAAGACCACUUUCGGGAACCUGACACCUACUUGCAUUCAUGGGAAGUUUUGCUAGAAAUUAUGAUGUCGCCCAUAUGUGAACAUAUGCUGAUCGAUGUUGGCAUGCCGGUAAUGCAUCGCAAUGUGGCCUAUAAUUGCCGUGUGGCCUUCUUCAAUCGCAAAAUUUUAUUAAUACGACCAAAAAUGUCCAACUGUGAUGAUGGAAAUUAUCGUGAGACAAGAUGGUUUACACCAUGGACCAAGGCUUUACAGACGGAGGAUUUCUAUUUACCUCGAAUGAUAUCACAACAUACAGGCCAGGAUACUGUGCCCUUUGGUGAUGCUGUUAUAGCCACCAGAGAUACUUGCAUUGGCUAUGAAAUCUGCGAAGAGCUGUGGAAUGUCAAAAGCAAACACAUUGACAUGUCCCUUUCCGGAGUGGAGAUCAUUGUCAAUAGUUCCGGCAGCUAUAUGGAAUUGCGUAAAGCCCACAUUACCACCGAUUUGAUACGCAAUGCCAGUUUUAAGGCUGGCGGUGCCUAUCUCUUUAGCAAUCUGCGCGGCUGUGAUGGUCAAAGGGUGUUCUUCAAUGGCUGCUCGGCCAUAGCUUUAAAUGGGGAGAUUAUUGGUCGCGGCAAACAAUUCUCCCUGCAAGAUGUGGAAGUUACUUUAGCCACCAUCGAUUUGGAGGAAAUACGUGCAUAUCGUGUGGCCCAACGUUCCCGCUGUUCAAUGGCUGCCUCAGCUCCCACAUAUCCACGCAUCAACUGUGAUUUUGAAAUGUCUACCCAUUGUGAUAUAUUUAAAACUGCCAGUACUCCCAUGCAGUGGAUCUAUCAUACGCCCGAAGAGGAGAUAGCCAUGGGUCCGGCCUGUUGGUUAUGGGAUUACUUGAGACGUUCUGGACAAGGCGGUUUCUUUUUACCCCUGUCUGGCGGUGUGGAUUCAAGCAGUUCCGCCACAAUAGUACAUUCCAUGUGUCGCAUGAUUGUGAGCGCCGUUCAAUCUGGAGAUCCUCAAGUUCUGCAUGAUAUACGCAAAAUUUUGGCCGAUCAUGAGUACACACCCGAUAAUCCAGCUGCCUUGUGUAAUCGUCUCUUGGUCACCUGCUUCAUGGGAAGUGUCAAUUCGAGUAAAGAGACUCGUCGUCGUGCCUCACAAUUGGCCAGCCAAUUGGGUAGUUAUCACAUUGAGAUAAGCAUUGAUACCGCUGUCAAUGCUCUGUUGGGCAUAUUCAAUGCCGUCACUGGUUUGACGCCACGUUUUCGUACUCAGGGAGGAUGUGCACGUCAAAAUCUAGCCUUGCAGAAUAUACAAUCUCGCAUACGCAUGGUAUUGGCCUAUAUUUUUGCUCAACUCAUGCUGUGGGUACGCAAUCGUCCUGGCGGUUUGUUGGUCCUGGGCUCCGCCAAUGUCGACGAAUCGUUGAGGGGCUAUUUGACAAAAUACGAUUGCUCAUCGGCUGAUGUGAAUCCCAUAGGUGGUAUAUCGAAAACGGAUCUGAGAAGAUUUUUAUGCUAUGCCAAAGACAAAUACAAUCUACCUAUACUCGAGUCAAUUAUUGAAGCUCCACCCACUGCCGAACUGGAACCAUUACAAGAUGGCCAGUUAAUGCAAACCGAUGAGCAAGACAUGGGAAUGACCUAUGCUGAACUCAGUGAAUAUGGCCGCCUACGCAAACAAUCAUGCUGUGGACCAUAUAGUAUGUUUUGUCGUCUAGUGGCCACCUGGAAAGGUGAUCUUAGUCCCAAGGAAGUUGCAGAUAAAGUCAAACACUUCUUUAGAUGCUAUGCCAUCAAUCGUCAUAAGAUGACUGUUCUAACACCCUCGGUGCAUGCCGAAAGCUAUAGUCCCGAUGAUAAUCGUUUCGAUCAUCGUCCCUUCUUAUAUCGAGCCAAUUGGAGUUGGCAAUUUAAGGCCAUUGAUGAUGAAGUCGAUAAACUGCAACCGAUUUAUACGCCAUCGACUUCAGCGCAUGCACGGCCCAGUACCGAUGAUCUGCUGUCAUCACAAGAGUCGACACAUAGAUCAUCGUCGCACCAUCAUCACCACCACCACCAUCACCAACACCAACAGAGUGAUUCGAAACACUCAUCACCGUUGUCCACAUCUUCGGUAGAUGUGGCCGCUGCCUCCACAGCCACACCGCUGGGUACCGCACCCAGCGGCAGCCUUGGUGCUUUGGGUAAAAAAUCCAGUGGCUAUGCCAAGGUGCAUGUCAAUGUUUUGGGAAAAAUCAAAGAUCGUACCGGCAUACCGGUCUAAUAAAAGGUUUUUUGCGCUACGGUAUUGCGAAGACUACGAAGACAAAUGGAAAACUCAGAGAAGUCCCAGUGCUUUGUUAACAUUUUAUUUAAAGAACAAUUUGACCAAUUAUAGAACAAACAAAAAAGGAAUUAAGAACAAAAAAAACUUAAAGGAAAAAACAAAAAACCUAAAAACAAAGAAAAAGGAAAUUGAAAACUCGCUUUAACAAAAGUAAAAGAUCCUAAUUUAGCUGAUACAUAUGGGAAAUAAACUUCUUUUUAGCACUUAA